Brassica oleracea var. oleracea is the source of this 916-nucleotide messenger RNA. Its product is annotated as casparian strip membrane protein 3. The transcript has 3 exons. The record is from RefSeq and is a predicted model, not a curated record. Bases 63 to 728 code for a protein of 221 amino acids. Lineage: Eukaryota; Viridiplantae; Streptophyta; Magnoliopsida; Brassicales; Brassicaceae.
UCCUCCUUUGAAGAUUCGGAAAGGAAUAAUCCUAUAAUUUCUCCUCUUCUUAAUUAUUUCCCAUGGAUAUAGAAAAUGCCGGUAGCAGAAGAGAAGAAGAAGAACCCAUUGUUCAAAAGCCAAAGCUAGACAAAGGAAAAGGCAAAGCUCAUGUGUUUGCUCCUCCUAUGAACUACAGUCGAAUCAUGGAAAAACAUAAGCAAGAAAAGGUGAAUAUGGCCGGCUGGAAAAGAGGUGUAGCAAUCUUUGAUUUUGUACUUAGACUCAUUGCAGCCAUUACGGCCAUGGCCGCUGCAGCAAAGAUGGCAACCACCGAAGAGACUCUUCCUUUCUUCACUCAGUUCUUGCAGUUCAGUGCUGACUACACCGAUUUACCAACGUUGUCAUCUUUCGUUGUAGUAAACUCAAUCGUGGGCGGUUACCUAACCCUCUCAUUGCCUUUCUCCAUUGUCUGUAUCAUCCGGCCUCUCGCCGUGCCGCCUAGGCUCUUCCUCAUCUUAUGUGACACGGCGAUGAUGGGCCUCACAAUGAUGGCAGCAUCGGCUUCUGCAGCGAUAGUUUAUUUGGCGCACAACGGGAAUUCAAGCUCGAAUUGGCUUCCGGUUUGCCAGCAGUUUGGUGACUUUUGCCAAGGAACGAGCGGCGCCGUGGUGGCUUCCUUUAUUGCAGCGGCUCUUUUGAUGUUCCUCGUCGUCCUCUCUGCAUUUGCACUCAAGAGAUCGACUUAAAAGCUUGUAAUGAAAUUCAUUUGUGUGAAAAUUUUAAAAGGGUCAGAUGUAUGAUUUGUUUCUUAUUGUGUUGUGUAACUCGAAUGUACUGUGGAUCAUGUUGUAAAUCAGUUUCAUCUUACACAUAGUUUGUUUUUGUUUUUUCCCAGCAUAAAUUGUCGUUUGAAAGAGAGCAUUUAUUUACCUGA